This is a messenger RNA of Bipolaris victoriae FI3, 552 nucleotides long. RefSeq lists its product as hypothetical. The transcript has a single exon. Lineage: Eukaryota; Fungi; Ascomycota; Dothideomycetes; Pleosporales; Pleosporaceae. Bases 1 to 552 code for a protein of 183 amino acids. The record is from RefSeq and is a predicted model, not a curated record.
AUGGCAGCGAUAGACGAGUACGACUUGCCUCCCCGGCCAACGAGACAGCGAAAGAUAUCGCAUAGAGGGGCCAGCGGGUUAUUCGACGACAUAGACGAGAGGAGUUAUCGCGACGCUCACGAGAUGCAUCAAGUACAGAGUCCACAAAGCGGGGCCCACCAGAGUGCGAAGGAGGAAAGGGCGGCGCGGCGCUUAGCGAUGGGGAAGCCGGCGGAGUCGCGGUUUGAGGGUUUUGUUGCGAGGGUUUUUACGAAGCAAAGCAGGAAGGGAGCCGAGGCUGAGAUCGAGGUGGAUGAGGGGAAAGAAGAGGGUGACGGGAGGAGUGAGAUUGAGAAACGAGGAAAGAGCAUGGUUGAGGAGGCUACCAUCUAUCAGCAGAAGGAAGCUGCCGCCGCGGCAGCGGCAGCAGCAUCGGAUAGUCUCUUCUUACGAGAGUGCGGUAUGGUUAGGGUCCAGGCGAAUGCGCCGGGAGGUUGUAUCAUUGUUCCGAGGAAUUUCGUCUAUCGCGAGGAUUUUACGUACAGGGAGGAUCGGGAUGCUGGGUGGAUAUAA